This is a messenger RNA of Vidua macroura (Pin-tailed whydah), 947 nucleotides long. Its product is annotated as serine/threonine-protein kinase PAK 1-like. The record is from RefSeq and is a predicted model, not a curated record. The transcript has 9 exons. Gene Ontology annotation, molecular function: protein serine/threonine kinase activity; ATP binding. Gene Ontology annotation, biological process: regulation of axonogenesis; protein phosphorylation; intracellular signal transduction. Lineage: Eukaryota; Metazoa; Chordata; Aves; Passeriformes; Viduidae. Gene Ontology annotation, cellular component: cytoplasm. The coding region runs from base 105 to 947 and encodes 280 amino acids.
AGCGGAGCCGGGGCGGUUUGUUCAUCUCCAGUGCUGACCCAGCUGCUGCUCAGCAACAGGAGAUCAAGGAUGACUCCCUGGAGCUACGGAGGAAAAUAGUGAACAUGGAAAAUCCCGUGAUGAAAUACACGGAACUGGAAUAUAUUGGCAGAGGGACUUUUGGAGAUGUUUGCAGAGCACUUGACAAUGCCACAGGAGGGCAGGUGGCCAUAAAGAAAAUAAAUCUCCAAGAACUGAGGAAGAAGGAACUAAGAGUCUAUGAACUCAUGGUCAUGAAGACAAAUAUGAAUCCCAAUCUGGUCAACUAUUUAGACAGCUACCGUGUGGAUGGGCAGCUCUGGCUGGUCAUGGAGUACAUGGACGGAGGCACUCUGAGCGAUGUCAUCAGCGAGACCUACCUGUCUGAAGACGAGAUGGCAGCCAUCAGUCGGGAGUGCCUGCAAGGCCUGGAUUUUCUUCACUCGAACCAUGUGAUCCACCGAGAUGUGAAGAGCAGCAACAUCCUUCUCAGAACCGACGGCUCUGUCAAGCUGGCUGACUCUGGCCUCUUUGCUCAGCUCACCCCUGAGCAGAGUCGACGGAGCUCAGUGGCCGGCACUUCUGGGUGGAUGGCGCCUGAAGUGGUGACAGGUCAACCAUGUGGCCCCAAAGUGGACAUAUGGUCUUUUGGAAUCAUGGGCAUCGAAAUGGUGGAACGAGAAGUUCCUUACUGGAAUGAAACUCCUGUUUCGCCUCAACUCCUGAUAGACAUACGAGGGACACCAAAGCUGCAGCAGCCCAACCGAUUCUCGCCUUGCCUGCGUGACUUCCUGAGCUGCUGCCUGCUGAGAAACGAGGCACAGCGCUGGUCAGCCAAGGAGCUCCUGCAGGCAUGGGGCACCUACAAGCUCUUGGGACAAUCUGUGCUGGUGUUGCACCAUGCUCUGAGUAAACAAGUUCUUCCUUAG